GCCAUCUGUCAGAGAGCAGGAGGGAUGCACCUGCCCCACAGGACAACUUGGGUUCUGUCGUAACCAGAGGACCGAUCCUACCACACACACAGACGCCCUGCACAGUCAGCAGACACACAUACAGAACACGCAGAGUCAUUAACACUAACGGGAGAAAGACAUUUUAGCGGGUUUUUUGUUGUUGAAAAGAAGUCAGAGAGGGAUUUAAGACUGAGCGAGCCAGGGCGGACUCACUCAGCUACACGCAUACACACACACACACACACACACACACACACAGCUGAGCUACAACUUUACAGAAGCUACUGCUUGGCUGCAGCGUUCCUCCUCCGAAAGCAGGACAUGGAGGAGACCUACAUGCUCAGACACCAUGGGGUGAAGAAGAAGAUCCUGAGUGGGGGAACGGGCCGCAUGCCUAAUUUCCCUCCUGGAACUAAGUUGGUGUUUCACUUCCAAACACUGCUGGAUAACUUUGAGAGGACGGUGAUUGAUGACAGUCGCAAGGCCAAGCGUCCUAUGGAGAUCUUCGUGGGGAAGAUGUUCAAAAUGGAAGUGUGGGAGGAGCUGCUCAAGUCCAUGCGCAUCGGAGAGGUGGCCGAGUUUUGGUGCGACGCCGUUCACACAGGCUUGUACCCCAUUGUGUCCAAGGGCAUGCGCAUGAUUGCCCAGGGCAAAGACCCACUGGAGGGACAGAAGCACAUGUGUGGUAUGGGCAACAUGUUCAGUUACCACUCCACCGGCUACCCGGAGUUGGAUGAGCUGAUGAGAGAACCCCAGCCACUGAUCUUCAUCAUGGAGCUCAUCUCGGUGGGUGACCCGAUGUCGUACGAGCGGGAGUCCUGGAUGAUGGAGAAGGACGAUAAACUCAAGGCGGUGCCCUUGCUACACGCACAAGGCAACAGCCUGGUCAAGCAGGGGAGCUACCGCGAGGCCGCCAAGCGCUACCAGGAGGCGGUGGUGAUGAUGCGCGCUGCUCAGUCCAGGGAGAUGCCUGGGCAUGAAGACUACAUCAACCUGGGCAGACUCAUCAUCCCCCUGGUGCUCAACUACUGCCAGUGCAUGCUGGAGCUGGAGGAGUACUAUGAGGUGAUCGAGCACACCACCGAGCUGCUGGAGAAGCACAAAGACUGUGUGAAGGCCUACUACAAACGGGCCAAGGCCCACGCGGCCGUGUGGAACGAGAAGGAGGCACGGCGGGACUUCCGGAUGGUGGCCGAGCUGGACAUCACGCUGGCCCGCCUGGUGCACCGCGAGCUGCAGAACCUCUCGGAGACGAUGAAGGAGAAGUACUGGGAGGAGAAGGAGCAGUACUGGAACAAGCUGGAGAAGGGGAACGAAGGGAUGGGGAAGAAAGGCGAGGAGGACGAAGAGAGGAAUGGAAAGGGGGAGAAAGAGGGGGAGGAAGAGGAGGAGGAGACGAGUCUGACAGGGGUGAUGAAGAUGAAGCAGAUCGACGUGGACAGCUUGAAAAUCGAGGCCCAGGAGCCCGGGCACAAAGUGGGCAAAGCCAAGGAGGUUGCAGAGGAGCCAGCCACCAAUGAGAAGCCAGCCACAGGUCUGGACGGUAAGACGGGUACCAAUGAGAGCGCACCGUCGGCGUUAGAGGAGAAGGAUUGGCAGGAGAUGCUGAGGCUCACCAUGCACCUGCAGAAGGAGGGGAACUUCCACAUGGAGGAGAAGCACCAUGACGAGGCUGCAGCCAAGUUCACAGAGGCUCUGCAGUAUGUGAAUUACCUUCAGACCAAGAGGGUGGCGUAUAAAGGGGAGGACUGGGAGUCUCUGGAGAAGGUGCGCGUGCCGCUCAUGCUCAACCUCAGCCAGUGUCGGCUGGAGCUGCAUGAGUACCAGCAAGUGGUGGAGCUCACCAGCUGCCUGCUCAAGAGACACAAAGGUAGCAUGCGGGCGCUGUACCAGCGGGCGCGUGCCCACGCGGCACUGUACCAUCUGGAGGACGCCAGGAGCGACCUGCUCAAGAUCCAGAAGCGCCACCCCCAGUUCAAGCCCAUUGUCCGGCUUGAGAUGAAGAAGCUCGGGGAGAACGUCCGCGCCAAGAGCGUCAAGGAGAAGAGGAACUACUGGUCCACCCUCGAGGACAAGUACGGCAAGGGUGAAAAGGCGCAGGUGCCCGGCAAGAAGGCGGGGAAGAAGAAGAAGGCGGUCAAGUGGACGGACCAGGCGGCGAAGAAGGACGGAGCGACAUUAGAGGAGAUCAAGGAGGGGCCGAAGGAGGGGAGCAGCACCGAGAUAAAAGACGGGAACGAAGGGGCUGCUGGCAAAAUGGUGGCGGCUGUAGCGGUGGAGGCAGCAGCAGUGGUGGAGGCGGCAGCAGUGGUGGAGGCGCAGCAGUGGUGGAGGCGCAGCAGUGGUGGAGGCGGGCGGCAGCAGUGGUGGAGGCGGCAGCAGUGGUGGAGGCGGCAGCAGUGGUGGAGGCGGCAGCAGUGGUGGAGGCGGCAGCAGUGGUGGAGGCGGCAGCAGUGGUGGAGGCGGCAGCAGUGGUGGAGGCGGCAGCAGUGGUGGAGGCGGCAGCAGUGGUGGAGGCGGCAGCAGUGGUGGAGGCGGCAGCAGUGGUGGGCGGCAAAGGGUGAAAAAGGUGCCCGGCAAGAAGGCGAAGAAGAAGAAGGCGGUCAAGUGGACGGACCAGGCGGCGAAGAAGGACGACAUUAG
Molecule: messenger RNA, 2664 nt
Organism: Alosa alosa (allis shad)
Lineage: Eukaryota; Metazoa; Chordata; Actinopteri; Clupeiformes; Clupeidae
Exons: 8
Coding region: 343-2664 (773 amino acids)
Molecular function (GO): peptidyl-prolyl cis-trans isomerase activity; protein binding
Source: RefSeq, a predicted model, not a curated record